AUGGCUGCCCCUGAAGUCCAUCAUUUGUUUCACAGCCCAAUUGCGGACCACUCCUUUUCCAGCGACCGGAACACUCUUGCUGUUGCACGGGAGAACAAUGUCGAGCUUUAUCAGCGGUCAGGCAACAAGUUUUCCUUGACCGACGAACUCAAGGGUCAUGAGAAGAUUGUAACAAGCGUUGAUAUUGCUCCCAACAGCGGUCGCAUUGUCACUUGCUCGCAGGACCGUAAUGCCUACGUUUGGGAGCAUACUCCGUCAGGCUGGAAACCCACUUUGGUUCUUCUUCGUAUCAACAGAGCUGCGACAUUUGUGCGCUGGUCACCUUCGGAGCAAAAGUUUGCCGUCGGCUCCGGAGCCCGUGUCAUCGCAGUAUGUUACUUCGAGGAGGAGAACGACUGGUGGAUCUCGAAGCACUUGAAGAAGCCCAUUCGAAGCACCAUCACAACUCUCGCCUGGCAUCCGAACUCUGUUUUGCUGGCCGCCGGAUCGACAGACUCUCACGCCAGAGUGUUCUCUAGCUUCAUCAAGGGAGUCGACACUCGUCCGGAGCCAAGUGCCUGGGGAGAACGUCUCCCGUUCAACACAAUUUGUGGAGAGUACCUUAAUGACUCGGCCGGAUGGAUUCAGGGCGUCUGUUUUUCCCCAAGUGGAAACGCUCUUGCUUUCACUGCCCAUGAUAGCAGUGUCACCGUUAUUUACCCCAGUGCCCCCGAACAGCCUCCUCGGGCUAUGUUGAAUAUCACUACUCGUCUUCUGCCGUUCAAUAGCUUGAUUUGGAAUGGAGAGAAUGAGAUCAUUGCGGCCGGUCAUGAUUGCGAGCCAUUCCGCUUCCGUGGUGAUGAGAAUGGAUGGGAACUGACAGGAGCUAUUGAGAGCAAGACAGGAGGAGGUGCCGGCAGCGUGCGAGAGGAAUCUGCCCUCAACAUGUUCCGUCAAAUGGACCUCAAGGGUCAGGCUCAGGCGGACACGCAGCUCAAGACUGUCCACCAGAACACCAUUAACACGAUCAGGGUCUACGAAGAGGCUGAUGGCGCUGUCAGCAAGUUUAGUACGAGCGGUGUUGAUGGUCGUGUCGUUGUCUGGGCCAUCUAG
Messenger RNA from Aspergillus clavatus NRRL 1, 1092 nucleotides. RefSeq names its product WD40 repeat domain-containing protein. Gene Ontology annotation, cellular component: Arp2/3 protein complex; actin cytoskeleton. Gene Ontology annotation, biological process: Arp2/3 complex-mediated actin nucleation. The record is from RefSeq and is a predicted model, not a curated record. The coding region runs from base 1 to 1092 and encodes 363 amino acids. NCBI's taxonomy places the organism in Eukaryota, Fungi, Ascomycota, Eurotiomycetes, Eurotiales, Aspergillaceae. The transcript is spliced from 4 exons. Gene Ontology annotation, molecular function: actin filament binding.